This is a messenger RNA of Rosa chinensis, 741 nucleotides long. RefSeq names its product mediator of RNA polymerase II transcription subunit 18-like. Gene Ontology annotation, molecular function: transcription coregulator activity. The record is from RefSeq and is a predicted model, not a curated record. Gene Ontology annotation, biological process: regulation of transcription by RNA polymerase II; termination of RNA polymerase II transcription. Bases 172 to 726 code for a protein of 184 amino acids. NCBI's taxonomy places the organism in Eukaryota, Viridiplantae, Streptophyta, Magnoliopsida, Rosales, Rosaceae. Gene Ontology annotation, cellular component: mediator complex; core mediator complex. The transcript is spliced from 4 exons.
UUGAUAAAACACUAUCUGGGAGAUUUGAAUGGUACUUUAUAGUUUACUAGUAUGCUGUAAAUUCUUACAUUAGAGACCCAUGAUGUGAAAUUUACAAUCUUGAAUUCUCUGUCUUUUGGGUAUGAUUGCUCAUUAGGGUUUGGUGAGGUUGAUUAUAUCAGCAAAAUUUGGAUGGAGUGCGUGGUUCAGGGAAUCAUAGAAACACAGCAUGUUGAAGCCCUUGAGAUUCUUCUUCAGGGUCUUUGUGGUGUUCGCAGAGAACCUUUGAGGGUCCAUGAGAUAUGCCUUAAAAGUGGCCCAAACUUAGGAGCUGUACCUUCUGAGGUUCGACUUAUUUGCAAUCUUGAACAAACUGAACCUACAUGGACUGUGAGGUUCGUUGGGGGUGCGAUGAGAGGUGCAGGUGCUGAGCAACUCUCAGUUUUAGUAAGAACUGUGAUCGAAAGCAAAGCAAGCAAGAAUGUGCUUCGCUUAUUUUAUGCACUUGGCUACAAGUUGGAUCAUGAGUUACUGAGGGUCGGGUUUGCGUUCCAUUUCCAGAGAGGCACACAGAUGACUGUGACUGUGUCAUCAGUUAAUAAGAUGCCACAACUACACAAUCCAGAUGAAGCUGUCCCAGUAACUCCCGGGAUACAGUUGGUUGAAGUUACAGCCCCUGCAUCAUCUGAAACUUAUACUGAAGUUGCGUUGGCAGUGUCAUCAUUUUGCGAAUAUCUUGCACCGUAAGUUUAGUUUAUUUAU